AUGUCUGGCAAAGACGCAGAAGCUCGUACCAUCUUAUUCCGAUUGUCAAAUCUCGGAGAACCAGUCAACAAUGAAAACAUAAAUAAUGGGGUAUUAAUCUUACCUUCAUUGGAAUUACCAAAGAAUUAUAAACCUGGUGACUUAUUAUUCAAGUUGAAGUUUCAAUUGAAUGCUGCAAGUAAAGUUUCAAGAAACGGUGUAUUCCGUACCAAUGUCCCACCUUCUUACGAACAAGAUUUUGAUAGAAAUACUCAUUAUAAAACUCCAAUAAACACUUCAUUUCAUCAAGAUAUUAAUUUCACUAUCCCAAUCUACAAGCCUGGGGCCUACGACUACUACAUUACUUAUGACGACGAAAAUGAUAAAUCCCGAACCACAGCCAAACAUUAUUUUAUUGUUCCACCAAAUUUGACAAUCAAUGGGAAAUUUGUACCUUUUAAUAAUAUUAAUGUUGAAACUGUUGUUUCCAAAUGGAUUGGACCAUAUGAAAACUGGGAUAAAUUCUUUAAGAAUGUCUCUAAAAAGGGAUAUAACAUGAUCCAUUUCACUCCGUUGCAAGAAAGAGGAGAGUCAGACUCACCGUACUCAAUCUACGAUCAAUUGAAAUUCGACCCACAUAUUUUCAAGGAUCAAAGUUUGGCAACCAAACAGAUCCACAAGGUCUUGAAUGAUAACGAUUUGUUGUCGUUGACUGAUGUUGUGUGGAAUCACACUGCUAAUAAUUCCGAAUGGUUGAGAGAAUCUCCAAAUUCAGGGUACAAUGCCACUACUGCCCCUCAUUUAAUUCCAGCUAUUGAAUUGGAUGGUGAAUUAUUAGAAUUUUCCAAAAAUUUGAAAACUUUGGGCUUGCCUACUGAAAUUAAAUCUGACCACGAUUUGAAUGCUGUUAUGGAAGGAAUCAGCACUCAUGUUUUGGACAAAUUGAGAUUAUGGGAAUACUACGUGUUUAACAAAAGAGAAAUUGUAGAACAAUUAGAAAGUUCAUUCACCAAGAAUAAACAUGAAAUCAACCGUGUUCAUAUUCCAAGUGAUGUUGAUGUCAACGACUUGAAACAAUUGGCCAGUUAUGUUUUGAAAGCUGCAAAUGUCCAUGAAAAGAUCAUCAUUGGUGAAAGAUUUGCAAACAAGUUACAAAUUGACAUUUUGUUGGGAAUUUUACUUUCAAUUUAUGAUGUUAAUAUUGAUUUUGAAACCAUUGCUCAAAAAACCGAAGAAAUUGUUGAUGAAAUCAAUGUUGUUCCAUAUGCCACAUAUGAUGAUGAUAUUAAAAGUAUUAAACAACAAUUGGGUGAUAGAAUCAAAUACUUGAGAUUGGCUGAUAAUGGACCAAAGUUGGGUGAAAUCACUGAAAAAAACCCAUUGACUGAACCAUAUUUCACUAGGUUUACUGACACUGAUGGUAAACCUCAAGCAUUGGCCAACAAUGGUUGGAUCUGGGGUGGUAACCCAUUGGUUGAUUUCGCUUCUAACCAAUCAAGAGCUUACAUCCGUAGAGAAAUCAUUGUUUGGGGAGAUUGUGUCAAGUUAAGAUACGGUGAGAGGUAUCAAGAUUCUCCAGAAACCUGGGAUAGAAUGAUUGAAUAUUCUAAAUUAUCUGCUAAAGCAUUUAAUGGUUUCAGAAUUGACAAUUGUCACAGUACUCCAUUACAUGUUGGUGAAAGAUUAUUGGAUGAAGCUAGAAAAGUCAAUCCAAACUUGUACGUCAUUGCAGAAUUGUUCUCUGGAUCAGAAGAGAUGGAUAAAAUUUUUGUUGAAAGAUUUGGUAUCAACUCAUUGAUCAGAGAGGCUAUGCAAGCCUGGAAUGUUGGUGAGUUGUCUAGAUUGGUUCACAAGCACGGUGGUAGACCAAUUGGGUCAUUGACUUGGUUACCAUUGGAUGAUUUCUCUUACCCAGCAGACCACGAGCCAGUUAAGAAUAAGUAUAUGGAUGGAUAUACUGAAUUGGAAAUUCCAAAAGUGUUGACUAGUCAACCUCCACAUGCUAUUUUCAUGGAUUGUACUCACGAUAACGAAAUGCCAGCUCAAAAGAGAACUGUUGAAGAUACUUUGCCAAACGCUGCUUUAGUUGCAUUCUGUAGUUCUGCCAUUGGUUCCGUUUAUGGUUAUGAUGAAUGUUUUCCACGUUUGUUGAAUGUUGUCAGUGAAACUAGACAAUAUGAUUUGAAUGACUCCAACGGUAUUGGUGCAGUUAAGGCUAAAUUGAACAAAAUUAGAGAUGAUUUGGUUCAAGAAAGUGAAGAUAUUAUCCGUGACCAUGAAAUGUACAUUCAUCAUUCUGGUCAGUAUAUCACCAUCCAACGUUACAAUGCUCGUACUGGUAAGGGUAAAUUUUUGAUUGCCCGAAGUAAAUUUUCCAAUAAUGAAAGUUAUGAAGGUAUUGAGCCAACUAUUUUAGGUGGUACUAAGGUUAAACAUGAAUUCAGUUACACUUUAAAGAAAGUUGGUGAUUAUGUUCAUUCUGACAAGAUUCUCACCGGUAUCCCAGUAAAGGUUGAAGAUAUUGAAGCUCCAUCUGUUGAAUAUACAGGUAGUGGUGAUUCGAUCAUUAGUGUCAAUGCAGAUACUUUUAUCCCAGGUUCUAUUUCUGUUUUCUCAACUGAAAUUCCAGGUGUUGAUGUGUCUUUGGACACUUAUGUUAAAGAAGGUGCUAUUCAUGCAUCGGUUGAAUUAGAUUUGUAUGACUUGAAUGCUUUAUUGUACAAAGCUUCAACCGAAGAAUUGGAUGCUAGUUAUGGUAAAGAAGAUGUUUAUGAUAUUCCAAAUUACGGCAGAUUGCAAUAUGCUGGUUUGGAAGGUUGGAAUACCGCAUUAAAACACGUUAUCUGGUCUAACAAUUUGGGACAUCCUAUUUGUAACCAUUUGAGAGAUGGUGAAUGGGCAUUGGAUUACAUUGUUAACCGUUUGGAUAAGUAUGUUGAAAAAUCACCAAAAUUGGGUAAGUUCCAAGAAUGGUUGAGAACCAGAUUUGAUGCGGUCAAGAAAGCUCCUUAUUUCUUAAGACCACAUUACUUUGCCUUGAUUGUUGGUAUUGCUUAUGAAGCUGCUAGAUUCAGAGCUAUUAGACAUUUUGAUCCAAAAUUACAAAUUGCCACCAAUUUUGUUCAAAGUUUGGCGUUGACUUCAGUUCAAAUGGUUGGAUUCAUGAACAAUACCUCUUUAGUUCCUGAUAAACAAGUAGCUUGUUUGGCUGCUGGUUUGCCACAUUUCAGUAACGACUACAUGAGAUGUUGGGGACGUGAUGUUUUCAUUUCCUUUAGAGGGUUGUUGAUUGUUCCUGGUAGAUUUGAUGAUGCUAGAGAACAUAUUUUAGGAUUUGCUAAAACUUUGAAACAUGGUUUAAUUCCUAAUUUAUUAGAUGCUGGUAGAAACCCGAGAUAUAACGCUAGAGAUGCAGCAUGGUUCUUCUUGCAAGCUAUUCAAGAAUAUGUUACCUAUGCACCAAACGGUAUUGCUAUUUUGGAUGAAAAAGUGACUCGUAGAUUCCCAUUGGAUGACACUUAUGUUCCAUGGGAUGAUCCACGUGCAUUUAGUUAUGAAUCCAGUAUUAGAGAAGUCAUCUAUGAGAUUUUGUCUCGUCAUGCAAAGGGUAUCAAAUACCGUGAGGCCAAUGCCGGUCCUAACUUGGAUAGUCAAAUGAGGGAUGAAGGUUUUAAUGUUGAAGCUGGAGUUAAUUGGGACACUGGUUUUGUUUAUGGUGGUAAUCAAUUCAAUUGUGGUACUUGGAUGGAUAAGAUGGGAGAAAGUGAAAAAGCUCAUAACAGAGGUAUUCCAGGUACUCCAAGAGAUGGAUCUGCAAUUGAAUUACAAGGUUUAUUGAAAUCUGCAUUGAGAUUUGUCAACCAAUUGAAUAAAAAAGGAGCAUUUGAUUACACUGAAGUUGAAAAACCAGAUGGAUCAAAGAUUUCUUUAGUUGACUGGGAAAAAUUGUUACAAUCCAACUUUGAAAAACAUUACUAUGUUCCUGAAGAUCCAAAGGAUGACCACAAAUAUGCCGUUGAUCCUUCUUUGGUUAACCGUAGAGGAAUUUACAAGGAUUUGUAUGGUUCUGGAAAACCAUAUGAAGAUUAUCAAUUGCGUCCAAAUUUUGCCAUUUCCAUGUGUGUUGCCCCAGAAUUGUUUACUCCAGAGUUAGCUCUUGGUGCUAUUCAUCAUGCUGAUAAAAUCAUUCGAGGUCCAGUUGGUAUGAGAACCCUUGAUCCAUCUGAUUGGAAUUAUUGUCCAUAUUAUGAAAAUUCCAUUGAUAAUGAUGAUUUUGCUACUUCUAAAGGUAGAAACUAUCAUCAAGGACCAGAAUGGGUAUGGAAUACUGGGUAUUUCUUGAGAGCUUUCUUGCUGUUCUAUUGUUUAGCUAGUAACUGUACUCCAAAUAUCAAGAUUUUGACAUUGUUGAAUGAAAGAUUACAAGGUCAUAUUAAAUGGAUUAAAGAAAGCCCAUGGAGUGGAUUAACUGAAUUGACUAAUAAAGAUGGGGCAUUCUGUAAUGAUUCAAGUCCAACACAAGCUUGGAGUGGAAGUUGUUUAUUAGAUUUAUAUUAUGAUUUGUCCAAUGAUCCAAAUUUCAAGUCCUAG
This is a messenger RNA of Candida tropicalis MYA-3404, 4569 nucleotides long. It is a transcript of the gene GDB1, whose product is annotated as bifunctional 4-alpha-glucanotransferase/amylo-alpha-1,6-glucosidase. NCBI's taxonomy places the organism in Eukaryota, Fungi, Ascomycota, Pichiomycetes, Serinales, Debaryomycetaceae. Bases 1 to 4569 code for a protein of 1522 amino acids. The record is from RefSeq and is a predicted model, not a curated record. Gene Ontology annotation, biological process: glycogen biosynthetic process; glycogen catabolic process. Gene Ontology annotation, molecular function: amylo-alpha-1,6-glucosidase activity; 4-alpha-glucanotransferase activity. The transcript has a single exon.